CUAAACGCCGUGUUGCGUCACGGUGCGUCCUUUGCCCUUUCUGUUCAGCUUUGUAGUUAUGCUGUGCUCUGCAGGAACCGCUCUCUGCGUGUUUCACAGGAGACUUUUAUCACCCAGACUCGUACCUCUCAGCCUCCGCACCAUGUCGUCUCCCGGUUCGACCCAGUCGAAAGUCCCAGUGACUUUACUGGGAAGCAUGGCUUUCGGGGGGCGCGCAGACGCGGAUACUAGCGCUGCCAUGGUGCGCGCUUUCUUAGAGCGUGGACACGACGAAGUGGACACCGCGUACAUGUACGUGGACGGACAGUCAGAGACCGUCAUCGGGGGAAUGGGAUUACCCAAGACAGUUAAAAUCGCCACCAAGGCCAAUCCCUGGGACGGCAAGACGCUGAAGCCAGAGAGCGUCCGCUCUCAGCUGGACACCUCUCUGAAGAGACUGCAGGCCCAGAGUGUCGAUAUCUUCUACCUCCACGCUCCUGACCACGAGAACCCCAUCGAGGACACGCUGCGAGCCUGCCACGAGCUGCACAGGGAGGGCAAGUUCAAAGAGCUUGGCCUGUCCAACUACGCCUGCUGGGAAGUGGCUGAAAUUUAUUGCAUCUGUAAACACAACGGCUGGAUUCGGCCCACCGUUUACCAGGGAAUGUACAACGCCACCACUCGUCAGGUUGAGACAGAGCUGCUGCCUUGUCUGAGAUACUACGGAAUGAGGUUCUACGCCUAUAACCCUCUGGCAGGUGGGUUACUGACUGGGAAAUACAAAUUUGAAGAUAAGGACAACUCGCAGCCGUCUGGCAGAUUUUUUGGAAACGACUGGGCUAAAGCAUACCAGGCGAGGUACUGGAAGCAGCACCAUUUCCAGGGAAUAGAUCUUGUGCAGAAUGCUUUGCAGGCAGCUUACGGGUCCAGCAAGCCCACGAUGACCUCCGCAGCCCUGCGCUGGCUGUACCAUCACUCCCAACUUCAGGGCGAGCGUGGGGACGGUGUGAUCCUGGGCAUGUCUACCAUGGAGCAGCUGAAGCAGAACCUGGCCGCGGUGGAGGAGGAGCCGCUGCUGCCCAGCGUGGUGGAAGCCUUUAGGCAGGCCUGGGACCUGGUGGCACAUGAAUGCCCCAACUACUUCCGCUAGAGACACCGGAACAGGUCAAGCUGCUAACUGGAACUUCAUGUAAACAGUUAAGAGUUUGUGUCUUCCCAAGUGGAGUAUAUAUAUAUACACACACACAUUCUUAAUGAUCCAAAAACUUUAGAAUAGAAAGAUUUCACAACAUCUUUCCCAUGACCUCACAAUAGAUUAUUGAUAGAAUAAUGUACAGCAGAAGGCACUACAAAGUCCUGAAAAUGUAUUUCAAAUAAAAUUGAAAAAAGUUCUCAUGAA
Molecule: messenger RNA, 1378 nt
Organism: Acipenser ruthenus (sterlet)
Lineage: Eukaryota; Metazoa; Chordata; Actinopteri; Acipenseriformes; Acipenseridae
Gene: akr7a3
Product: aldo-keto reductase family 7, member A3 (aflatoxin aldehyde reductase)
Exons: 7
Coding region: 59-1129 (356 amino acids)
Source: RefSeq, a predicted model, not a curated record